AUGGCUACACUUAAGAGAAAAAAUGAAGAGGCUAUUGCCGAUGAAGAUAAUGCUAAAGUCAUUAAGAUUGAUGAGGAAGUUUUAAACGUAGAGAAGGAGAACACCGAAGAGGUUACUGAGGAAGUAACCGAAGUGGAGGAAGAGUCUGUUGAGGAUGCAGAAGAAAGCCAUGGUACUGAGGAGAAUGUUGAAGAGGAAGUUGAUGAGGAUUCUCAACCUUCUGUUGAAAAUGUCUGUGAUGAGGAUGUUUCGACAGAGGGUGAUGCUAGCGCCUCUGCACCAGAGGGAGCUUCUGUUGUUGUAGGUGUCACCGAGACUGACGACUCUUCAUCUGUUUCUGAUGGUGAAAGCCCAAGUCUUCCCACUCCUGAAGUCGGCGAGGAAGUUGCUGAAGAGGCACCUCUUGAAAGUGAAGCAGUCUCUAAUGUUGAGGAAUCUUCUGUUGUUGAGCCAGUUUCAUAG
Messenger RNA from Strongyloides ratti, 462 nucleotides. RefSeq lists its product as hypothetical. The record is from RefSeq and is a predicted model, not a curated record. Bases 1 to 462 code for a protein of 153 amino acids. The transcript is spliced from 2 exons. Lineage: Eukaryota; Metazoa; Nematoda; Chromadorea; Rhabditida; Strongyloididae.